UUGGACGAAACCAUAUUUGGUCGGAUGGGGAUCCACAACUCUGCGCAACGUUAUGGCGCUUUCGAAGGAUAGUACAGUAUUUGACGGGAGUACUUAAAAAGCGUGGCUAAAAUAAUAAUAAUCAUUGUUUUAGAAAAAUGAAACUUGGGCUAUUGAAUUUAGCUUCGCUAAGGUAAUGCCGUGACAACGACCGAUCCAGUAUAAGACAGGAAGUAAUGGCUGGCUGAAACCGACCGGUGUUCAUUCCGUACACAGGUCGCCUUUUACCUUAUAAAAUAAAGUAAAAAAAGAGGACUCGAUCAGAAAUUGCUAAUAAUGUGAUAGCAAACAGUUUGUACAACCCCUUCUGACUCGUUUUUGCUGCAGGACUUCACCAAGGAAACGAUCCGUUCCAGGAACGAGGAUCAUCCCUCGCAGCAAAUGACCUUAGUGGACGAUAGCUCCAUUAUGGCGACAACAUGCAGAUACAUGGUGCUCAGAACACUCUUUGCACUUGGAGCUCGCAAAGUUUGUUCUCGGCACUUAACCUCGACUUCAAGUCAAGGACGCCUCAUUCGGACACCUCAAGUCAGACACCCGAGCUGCCCUGACAAUUCCCAUUUGUCCGACUCUUCUAUUAGUGGGAGCAGCUCCUUGUCUUUUCGGAGUCACACAUGUGGACAACUGCGAUGUGAGCAUGUUGGAGAGAAGGUCACAUUGUGUGGAUGGCUCCAGUACCUGAGGCAAGACCUGUUUGCCAUUCUACGAGACUUUAGCGGCCUAACUCAAGUACUUAUACCUCAGCAGGAAUCUGCACGCCGUCUUAAAGAAGUACUGUGCAAUCUGACCGCUGAGUCUGUCAUCAAAGUUACUGGGACAGUUAGGCAACGGCCAGCGGGACAGGAAAACAAGGGGAUGCCAACAGGAGACAUUGAAGUCCUUGCUGAGAAUGUGGAAGUUUUCAAUGUGUGCCGGAAGUUGCCAUUUGAAAUUAAAGACUUUGUUAAAAAAUCAGAGUCUUUACGCAUGCAGUUUCGCUACCUGGACCUGAGAUCUUCUCGUUUACAGAAAAAUCUCCGACUGAGGUCCCGACUCGUGAUGAAGAUGAGAGAAUAUCUCUGUAAUACGCAUGGUUUUGUUGAUGUAGAAACUCCAACAUUGUUUAAAAGAACACCAGGGGGAGCCAAAGAGUUUGUGGUUCCAUCCAGAGACCCAGGUCGUUUCUAUUCCCUCCCUCAAAGUCCUCAGCAGUUCAAGCAGCUUCUCAUGGUGGCUGGUAUUGACAGGUACUUCCAGGUUGCUCGGUGCUAUCGAGAUGAAGGCUCCAAACCAGAUCGGCAGCCCGAAUUCACCCAGGUCGACAUAGAAAUGUCUUUUGUGGACCAGGCAGGCAUCAUGUCCCUAGUGGAGGGUUUGUUGCAAUACUCCUGGCCUGCAGAGAAAGGCCCCCUCACAGUUCCUUUCCAUAUCAUGACAUACGAAGAGGCCAUGAGGGACUAUGGGGUGGACAAACCUGAUACCAGAAUCGCCAUGAAGCUGAUGGACCUCAGAGAGGUUUUCCUGUCCACAGACAUUGAUUUCUUCAAAUCAGCUGUUAGCCGACCAGGUAGCUCUGUUUUGGCUAUCUGUGUCCCCAGUGGAGCUAAACUGUUCACUGGAAAAGAUUUAGAAGGACUGAAACAAUCAUCUCAGACCCAUUUUAACCAGAUGAGUUUGGUACUGGUCAGAGCAGACGGAACGCUGAAGUCUCCGCUGAAGAAGCUGUUGUCGGCCUCUACCGCUGAUGCUUUAGUGGAGAAGACUGGAGCCAAACCAGGAGACCUGCUACUGAUAGCUGCUGGUCCUUAUGACAUUCUGCGCCCAAUGCUAGGUAAACUUCGUUUGCAGUGUGCGGAGCUCCUGGAGUGUCAUGGCUUGACAGUCCGUGACUCUUCGGCCUUCCAUUUUCUGUGGGUGGUGGAUUUCCCUCUCUUCUUGCCUAAAGAGGACGAGCCAAAGCAGCUUGAGUCCGCUCAUCAUCCAUUUACUGCUCCAGUGCCAGAGGACACACAGUUACUAUACACAGAGCCAGAAAAAGUUCGUGGUCAGCACUAUGAUCUCGUGUUGAACGGAUGUGAGAUUGGAGGAGGUUCAAUCCGUAUCCACAAGGCUUCAGAGCAACUUCAUGUUUUAAAGAAUAUCCUCAAGGAGGAUCCCACUGUUCUUUCCCACCUGCUGGAGGCUCUGGACUGCGGCGCGCCACCACACGGUGGUAUUGCGCUUGGUUUGGAUCGGCUGGUUUCCAUCAUGGUGGGUGCUUCCAGCAUACGUGAUGUCAUAGCGUUCCCAAAGUCAUUCCGUGGUCAUGACCUUAUGAGUCACGCCCCAGACUUUGUUUCAGAGGAGGAACUAAAGUCCUACCAUGUUACAGUCAAGUGGCCAGAAGAGACGGGAGGACGACAAGAUGAGAAGUGUGGAGAUAUAAAAGGAACAUAGAAUGACACUCGAGGAAGUGGCCUUCUGCACCCUUUUUUAUCACGUUAACAGAGGGGCACAAAGAAGAAAUCAUGGUCUAAUCCUGACACUGUUCAUGCUGAAUUGCGCAAAACAAAUUGUGGAAUGAAAAGAACACGGAUUUAUAGAAAAUGGCUUACUGCAUUAUUGGUCAUGACCAUUCAAAUGAGCUUUUUUUUUUUUUUUUUUUUUUUUUAUAAUAUUAAAAACUUCAAUAACUGCAAUCAUUUGAGAUUAAAUAAAUUGCUUUUCAAGGCAAUGUGAACAUUAGACACUAAAAAUAGUCACCAACCAUAGAUGGCAAGAUAUACUGUAUGCAUGUACAGUACUUAACAAAUGUAAUUAAAUACACCUUGUCUCAAACUCGAGGCCUAGGGGCCAGAUCGGGCUCGCCACAUAUUCUUUUGUGGGCCACUAAAGCAGAUAAAGUGUCUACUUGUUUCUUGCUAAACGGAUUUGUUGUUUUUAUUUUGUUAGAAAAUCUGUAGGCUCCGAAAAUUGCAAUUUUCUUGAUUUUGUUCCGCUAUAACAAACUUAGUAUUUAUUGAUUUUACCAAAUCCCAUAACAUAAAUUAAACAUUACUGGUAUUUAUAUUUGGUUGUCACUAUUUUCCAUGACUUAUGAUUUAAAAUUAAGUUAGUUAAUAUAAUAUUAUUAUAUUAAUAAUAUAGUUAAUAUAAAGAAAUGCAGGUGCAAUUAUAUGUACAGCAGCUGAAAUAAGUAUCUGAACGUCACCAUUUUUCUCACUAAAUAUAUUUCCAAAGGUGCUAUUGACAUGAACAUUUCACCAGAUGUUGGGAACAACCCAAGUAAUCCACACAUACAAAGAAAGUAGAACAAAUAAGAUCAGAAAUUAAGUUUUGUGUACUAAUGUGAAAUGACACAGGGGAAAAGUAUUGAACACGCCAAAUGGUAUUUAUUUAAUACUUUGUACAAAAGGUUUUGUUUGCAAUAACAGCUUCAAGACGCCUCAUGUAUGGAGAAACUAGUCACAUGCAUUGCUGUGGUGUGAUUUUGGCCCAUUCCUCCACACAAGCAGUCUUCAAAUCUUGAAGGUUCCGUGCGUUUCUUUUAUGGAACUUGAGUUUCAGUUCUUUCCAUAGAUUUUCAAUUGGAUUCAAGUCAGAUGAUAGGCUGGGCCAUCCUAGCAGCUUUAUUGUUUUUCAUUGAGAGUAUCCUCGGCAGUAUGUUUUGAAUCAUUAUCUUGCUGAAAUGUCCAGCCUCCUUUCAUUUUCAUCAUCCUCAUAGAUGGCAACAGAUUUUUGUCAAAAAUGUCUGUAUAUUUGCCCAUUCAUCCUUCCUUCAAUAAUGUGGUUUGCCAGUACCAUUUGUUGAGAAGCAGCCCCACACCAUCAUGUUCCCACCUCCGAACUUCACUGUUGGUAUGGUGUUUUUAGGGUAAUGUGCAGUGCCAUUUCUCCCCCAAACGUGGUGUGCAUUAUGGCAUCCAAACAGUUCAAUUUCGCUCUCAUCCGACCAGACUAUAUUCUCCCAGUAUUUAACUGGCUUGUCCAAAUGUUGUUCAGCAAACUUUAAACGAGCUUUGACAUGCCUUUUCUUUUCAGCAAUGGGGUCUUGCGUGGUGAGCGUGCAUGCAGGCUGUGGCGGCGGAGUGCGUUACUCACCGUUUUCUUUGUGACAACAGUACCUGCUAAUUCCAGGUCUUUUUGAACCUCUCCACAGGUGGUCCUUGGUUCUUGGAAAGAGAAAGCACAGAGUCUUGACUUUGGGUACACAAAGAUGAAUCCAGUUUCAAAUUCCUCAUUCCUGU
Phycodurus eques (leafy seadragon) is the source of this 4244-nucleotide messenger RNA. RefSeq names its product aspartyl-tRNA synthetase 2, mitochondrial (gene dars2). The coding region runs from base 421 to 2454 and encodes 677 amino acids. Gene Ontology annotation, cellular component: mitochondrion; cytoplasm. NCBI's taxonomy places the organism in Eukaryota, Metazoa, Chordata, Actinopteri, Syngnathiformes, Syngnathidae. The transcript has 17 exons. Gene Ontology annotation, biological process: aspartyl-tRNA aminoacylation. Gene Ontology annotation, molecular function: ATP binding; aspartate-tRNA ligase activity; nucleic acid binding. The record is from RefSeq and is a predicted model, not a curated record.